Messenger RNA from Drosophila virilis, 2333 nucleotides. RefSeq names its product protein phosphatase 1 catalytic subunit flapwing (gene flw). Gene Ontology annotation, molecular function: protein serine/threonine phosphatase activity. NCBI's taxonomy places the organism in Eukaryota, Metazoa, Arthropoda, Insecta, Diptera, Drosophilidae. The record is from RefSeq and is a predicted model, not a curated record. Gene Ontology annotation, cellular component: nucleus; cytoplasm.
GCCACACUUACCUUGUAGUUCACGCGAGUCUGUCGCCAUGUUUGGUUAUUUUAUUUGUUUUUAAAGCGGACUAACACCAGAUAAAGUAAAACGCUCCAAGUUAGAUGUGUCGUGGAAUUUUGUUUGAAUUAAUAGAAAACAAGGAUCGCGUCCGCACUCUAUUGUCGUAGAAUACAUUUUUUUUGCCAGUGCAACUGCAUCCAGUGAGAAAAUUUCAACAACAAUAUAAUCGUUCCAUUUGCACAAAAAUAGCCUAAAAAUUCGACAACAAAACAACAACAACAACAGUAGCGGCAGCCGCGGCACCAAUACCAACGACAACAACAACACUUAACUGUAAAAAGCCGCAACGCAACAGAGCAAAAAGCGCUGAAAAGUGUUACACAAAGUGAAAUUGCCUUUUGCGGCACACAAAAUUAAGUACACGGCAACAGCAGCGGCAACAGCAACAGCAACAGCAGCAUAAAACAAAUAACAUUUUGUGCGUGUGCGUUGAUUUUUGAGAGCGGCUGUAGUUGAGCAGCGAACAAUUCCAAUUGGAAUCCACUGCUGCCUGCAUCUAUUGAAGGCCGACAACAACAGCAACAACAACAAACAUACAAAACAAAAACAAAAACAAAAAAAUGGGCGAUUUUGAUUUAAAUGUGGACAGUCUAAUACAGCGGCUGCUGGAAAAUUUCAAAAAACAAAAAGAGGCCGAGGAGCAUGCACAGAAGCUGAUCAUUGCUCAACAAUUGGCCGCUUCUGGCGGCAGCGGCAGCGACGGCGGCGUCUCUGCCUCGAGCUCAGCUGCCUGUUUAGUGGGCGGCGGCACGCCCAACAGUGCCUGCAGCGGGGCAACGGCAAGCGAUCAGCUGGACGAGCUCACCGAACAGCAGCGCCGCAUGCUGCAACAGUACUCGAUAUCGCCGCCCAGCGAGACAAUGAUAUCGGCUGAUGGGGACCAAAUAACGGUGCAUCAUCCGCGCGAGGAGCCCAAGAAAUCCAGAUUGAAAUUGCGCGAUUUCUUCGUUGCCGAAUUUGUGCGCAGCUGCCGCACCGGCAAACAGGUGCAGAUGACGGAGGCGGAGGUGCGCGGCUUGUGCUUGAAGUCGCGCGAGAUAUUCUUGCAACAGCCGAUAUUGCUGGAACUGGAGGCGCCAUUGAUCAUCUGUGGCGAUAUACACGGCCAGUACACAGAUCUGUUGCGUCUAUUCGAAUACGGCGGAUUUCCACCGACUGCCAACUAUCUGUUUCUUGGCGACUAUGUGGAUCGGGGCAAGCAAUCUCUGGAGACGAUCUGUUUGCUGUUGGCCUACAAGAUCAAAUAUCCGGAGAAUUUCUUCUUGUUGCGCGGCAAUCAUGAGUGCGCCAGUAUUAAUAGAAUUUAUGGCUUUUACGACGAGUGCAAGCGUCGCUACAAUGUUAAACUAUGGAAGACCUUCACAGAUUGUUUCAACUGUCUGCCUGUGGCCGCGAUUAUUGAUGAGAAGAUCUUCUGUUGCCAUGGUGGCCUCAGUCCCGAUCUGCAGGGCAUGGAGCAGAUCCGUCGCCUGAUGCGUCCCACAGAUGUGCCCGACACCGGGCUGCUCUGCGACCUGCUGUGGAGUGAUCCCGACAAGGAUGUACAGGGCUGGGGCGAAAACGAUCGUGGCGUUAGCUUCACUUUUGGCGUUGAUGUCGUCUCCAAGUUCUUGAAUCGACACGAGCUGGACUUGAUUUGUCGUGCACAUCAGGUCGUUGAGGAUGGCUACGAGUUCUUUGCGCGCCGUCAGCUGGUCACAUUGUUCUCGGCGCCAAACUAUUGCGGCGAAUUCGACAACGCUGGCGGCAUGAUGACCGUGGACGACACGCUCAUGUGCUCAUUCCAGAUAUUGAAGCCAUCCGAAAAGAAGGCCAAGUAUUUGUACAGCGGCAUUAACUCAUCUCGGCCAACAACACCGCAGCGCAGCGCUCCAAUGUUGGCGACCAACAAGAAGAAAUAAUAUAUCCAUCCGCUUCCAUUUCCUUAAAGGUUUAACCUCAAACUCAACAGCAACAACAUCAGCAAACAACAGCAACAAAAACACAAGAAACACAACAACAACAACAACAACAACAGCAAACAACAAAUACACGAAUAACUUUUAUAUAUAUUAUACAUACGUACAUAAAUAUGUCAAAAUUAAAUGUGUGCAAGUAAUUAACUAGUUGAAAGAGUAAACAAGAAAAAACAAAAAAAAAAAAAACAAACUUCAAAUGAAAAAUACAAAAAAAAAAGAAGAAAAUACAGCCCCACAAAAUAAGCAAAGAAUGUCGUUUGAUACGAAAGAUGGAUAAAACGUGUUGACAGAUUAAUAAAAUAAACAAACAGA